GGACCGAAAUGGGCUUCGAGCUUGCGCGUUGCGCUGAAGCCUUCGCGCAAGUCUUCCUGCUCUCUCAUAUUCUCGCUUGUUGGCUCUUCGACUGCCAAGCUAGCCAAGAAUUCUGGAGAAGGACCAUCUGGGGAGCGGUGCGGGGAAUCCUUCCACGGCAGAAUGUGGGAGAGUUUCCCUGGGCUUUAUGUGAGUCGGGCUUGACAGGUCUUUCUAAUUGCCGUCAGGCUAAUGAAAUCUUAGACUUUCCUGGCCUUCCGAGAGGCUAGUCCGGUUUACAGCUCCUCGGGGGCGGUCAGGUACACGAGGAUAUAAGAAAAGCGCAGGAAGGAGGACGAUCUUACUCAUUUGCUGAAUAUCUUGGAAUUGUACCCCUCUAACUCGUGGCCUUGGAGCAUUAGAGAUGUUAGUCUCUGGAACGACCUCGUCACACUUGCACGAGUCUAUCGUGGCGUGGAAGCGAGAGCUGGUGCUUAGUCAUUGAGUAUGGUCUAAAAAGUUUGCUUCGAUUCAUCUGGAAGCACAUCCAACCUCAGAGUUUCUGUGAAUUCUACGACCUGAAGAGUCAGAUCGAGCUGUGAGAUGAGGAAUAUGUAAUCUCUGUAAGUCUGCGUCGUCAAUUGGAAACGAGAAGUCCGAGGUUUGUCAUCCACUACCCAGAGAGCGAGAGCUAGCUUGCGAUGGGUUCUUCAGUUUCGUUCCGCCUCACAUGAAGAAAUGUAGAGAACUGCGUAGACGAAUUGCUUCCUGAUUCCAUGCAUUCAUGAAAUGUAGAUUGUAUCACCCGCAAAUCGGACGAUUGUGUCGCACUUGCCGUCUGCUGAGUCAUUGUGUAGGCUCUUGGUCAAGUUGUUCGUUUCCUCACACAUGAGAUCAGAUAGCUGGGACGAAUGCUUCUAUUGGGUCUUUGGGGCUGCAGAAGGAUGUAGAUCUGUAACCUGCCAUGUUAAGAAGUUGACAUACAGGACUAUCAAGUUCGUACCAACAUUCAUCCAGUCGCAUCUUCAGAGGAACCUUGGGGAGUUAUUGAAAGCAGAGCAAAGUCGUACUUUUUAGCUCAGUCGAACCGCACAAUUGGCAGGCAGAACUUUGAUGUAAAAAUUCAUGGUUUUUGUGCCGUUAAGCAACGAUGUAUACGGUCGGAUCGUCAACUUUGAGGUCGCAAGUUGGAUUCUGUAACAAACAUAUUGCUUACUUGUUCUUCUCCUCAAGUUGUCGCUCACCUCUGCGAAUCCAGUGCUCAAAGCGAGACAGCACUGCGCUUUUACUGAAGCACAUCGGGUUUCCUUGAAUAACGCACGCAAAAAUGACAGUGAAAUCGAUGACACGGUUUAAAUUAGUCCGGCCAGUGUAGCUGAAGGACCUGUUAUAGUUUGAGCAGUAGUUCAUCGUACGUCGCUUGUUAGAGCAAGCCAUGUCUUCAAUCGCCUUAAAAGAAGAAAUUUCAUGAAAAACGGGCUAUAUGGGCGUGGAGUGAUUUGAAUUUUGUUGACAGGCUUAGGAUGUGAGCUGUGAGCUAUUCCACUCUGUCUACUGCAUGUCUUCCAUGUUUAAUCUUUUGCCAACCCAAAGUUCCGAUUACUCUAUCUUCGGUGUAUCUAAGGCAUCUGGAAGUUUGCUGAUCGAAGCUCCCUGGUUGUACGUUUCAGUGAGUUUUACUUUCGGGGGGAUGGGCAGGAAUGGACGUGUGGACCAUGUGCCUAUGUUACACGAUGAGGGUGACCAAUCCAACUUGGAAGGCAUUGAGCUUUCAAGAACAUCGAGCUCUCAGGAAUAUAGCUUGAAGAUCGGCCCCGACGAGAAUGAUAUUGCUGAUUUGUACGGACAUAGUGGGGCGACUGUUGCUUCAAAACAACGGAAUCCUUUUGAUAACAGGAAGCAUGAGCAUCUGCUGAAGUCUGGUCCUUUGGGCAAAUGUGAUGAUCCUUUUUGCACAACAUGUCCUUCUUACUUUGGCACAGUUUCUCGCUCUGAUCAUGUUCGAAACGCUUUUAUAGGAGGGGCACACCACAUAAGGAAGAGAGCUGUAGCAGUGGGUAAAAGCUGGCUUCCUGGAAUUUUGAACCCUCAUACGAAGAUUGUUCAGCGAUGGAACAAAUUAUUUUGUAUUUCGUCCCUUAUAGCCAUUUUCAUCGAUCCAAUCUUCUUUUUCUUGCUCUCCGUACGAGAGGACUACAUGUGCUUGGUUUUCAACAAUGCCGCUGCUGUGACAGUCACUGUCGUGAGAACUUUGACAGACACAAUCCACGUUUGUCACAUCUUCCUACAGUUCCGUUUGGCUUACGUAGCACCUGCUUCAAAAGUACGGAAUGCUGGUCAGCUUGAAGAUGAUCCAAAGAAGGUGGCCAUGCACUACUUGCAAGGCUGGUUCUGUUUGGAUUUAUUUACGGCUCUGCCUUUACCACAGCUGUUAAUUUGGACGGUGGUGAAAAAGUACACUGGGAGCAGAAAUGGGGCAAACUACGCCAAAAAUGUAUUGCGAGUUGUUGUUUUACUUCAGAACAUACCAAGAGCUCUUCGAUUCUUUCCUCUGUUGAUUGGUCGAUCCCCGAGCGGCUUUGUUUUCGAAACUGCUUGGGCCAACUUUGUCAUCAAUCUGCUCAUGUACCUUCUUGCCGGUCAUGUAGUCGGAUCAUGCUGGUACCUAUUUGGACUGCAGCGUGUCAAUCAGUGUCUGCAGGAUAAUUGUCGCGCUGAUAAUGGAUGCGAGCUUUUCUUCCUGGAUUGUGGAGAUAAUACAAGCCCAGAUUUUAAGUAUGAAGACCCUAAGCGGGUCUACUGGAUAGCAAACACUGAAGUGGGUACAAAUUGUCUAGGCCCUUCCCCUACAUUCUCCUACGGAAUUUAUGUAAUGGGAGUCCAAGUAGCUAUGGAAAAGAAGGUCAUCAACAAGUAUAUAUAUUCCCUUUUCUGGGGUUUCCAGGUACUACUUCUAACACCUUCAAAGCUAAAGUGUUUUGCCUCGUAAAUCUGCGGCAUUUUUUGGUUCAGGAGUAGGCAUUUAAUACCUCCCUUUUUUGUUUCUGUUUUUUGUUUUUGGGCAGCGAAUCAGAUUUCACCUAACUUUUUUCUUGUUUAGUUUUUGCAGCAGGUCCAACUCCUGUCACUGUCCUAUCAGUUUCUUUUUAUUGCAGGAAACUAAGCCCCUCACUUUUUAUUAUUUGGUACCUGUUAUUGCAGCAAAUUAGUACUCUAGCUGGAAACUUGAUCCCGAGCUUGUUUGCUUGGGAGGUGCUCUUCACAAUGGGAAUAGUAGGGUUGGGUCUGUUACUUUUUGCAUUGCUCAUCGGCAACAUGCAGAAUUUUCUCAUGGCCCUUGGCCGCAGGUAUAUCAUUUCCCUUCACGCUUACACAGUCGGUUGAUCUUCUGUUUGCAGCAAAUUAGUACACUAGCCGGAAACUUAGUACCGAGUUUAUUUGCGUGGGAGGUGCUCUUCACAAUGGGUUUAGUAGGUUUGGGUCUGUUACUCUUUGCGUUGCUUAUCGGCAACAUGCAAAAUUUUCUAAUGGCCCUUGGUCGCAGGUAUCUAAGUUUUGUUGUUUCUCGUCUGUAAUGUAUCACGAAGAGAAAACGUUUGUAUAAUCGAUAUAGAACCCUAGUAUGCUUUCGUUGCUUCGGAGAAUACUUUUGGAUUCCAGCUGGAUUCUCUCUGGUUGCUCUUGUUUCCUGAACAUGUUAUUACAGUUCCUGGAAGCUGUUGCCUGCCAUUGCAGCCUGAUCCUCACACUCUGUGUUAAAAGCUUUAGGACAUGGCGGCAUCAUAUUAUCCAGUUUUCUUAAUGUAAUCGCGUUGUAGUAGACUCAUGUGCUUUCAAUGCAGGUUUUGUCGUGAAGAAAAUUACUUUUGUAGAAUAUAUAUCGUAUUAUAGUUUUAAGUAAAAAGUGAGCACGACAUUUUAUUCUCUCGAACUCAGUGAUGCUGUUUUCGGGCAGGAAGCUAGAAAUGCAACUGAAGAGAUAUGACACUGAGGUUUGGAUGAAGCGACGUCGCUUGCCUGUUUUAUUGAGGAGACGAGUUAGGCAGGCUGGGCGAUUCAGAUGGGUUGCGACUGGAGGUGUGGAAGAAAGAGAGUUACUGGCUGACUUGCCUGAAGAUCUGCAGAAGGACGUCCAGCGUUAUCUUUGCUUAGAACUGGUCAAGAAGGUGCGAUUGUUCGAGCUCCUUGAAGACCACGUACUGGACGCUAUUUGUGAGAGGCUCUACCAAAAACUUUACAUCGACGACAGUGAGAUUUUCCGAGCUAAGAAACCUGUAGAGCGGAUGUUGUUUGUUGUUCGUGGGAAGUUGGAGAGUAGAGGGGAAGACGGAAGUGUUGUGGCUUUAAAGGAAGGGGACUUCUGCGGCGAAGAGCUCCUGUCUUGGUACAUUGACAUGGCGGGCGUCAGUAGUGGGAAGAAGUCUACUGGAAUCGCCAAGAGUAUGGGAAAGCAUCCAUUAUCAAGUAGAACUGUUCAUUGUUUGACUAGUGUGGAAGCUUUCUCUUUAGAAGCAGAUGCACUGGAGUACAUUACCACCCAUUACAAGCGAGCAUUUAAAUCUCCACAAGUACAGGGUGCAAUUAGGUAUUUGUCGUUAUACUGGCGAUCUCUAGCUGCAAGACGUAUACAGAAAGCCUGGAGAGCUCGGAGAGCAAGGGCUGGUUUUAAAACUUCCGUUGCAUCUACUAGUCAACACCGAAAAAUUACCCGAUUUGCAACCAUGAAUAGGUCUGACAGGUCCAAGUAGAAUACUACCUGGAAACCAGUGAUUGCGUAUAGAAGAACAGCAUUAUGAGAAAAGAGACUGGACUGCAGCACGCUGUACAGCUUGCUGGGCGGAACACUGGAGUCUUCUCUAGCUCGAAGGAGUCCAGACGGUUCCGACCACGAAGACCCUGUCUUGCGUUCUCAAUUGGUUUAUUCUUCAAGCUAUUAAGGCUACCAGAUGACCCUGCCACCUGAAAAGGUCAUCAGCCUUCUCUGUCUCCAGGAGAAUGUCAAAUCUAUUUAGAUAGUGCUUCGUGGGUCUUGGAUCAUUUGUACACAUGUAUUAUUGAGAAAGUGAUCUAUCAUAGUCUUUGAGACUGGUUCUAAAAUAUCUCUUAAUCUGUUUUCUGAG
Messenger RNA from Marchantia polymorpha subsp. ruderalis, 5099 nucleotides. Lineage: Eukaryota; Viridiplantae; Streptophyta; Marchantiopsida; Marchantiales; Marchantiaceae. The record is from the annotation of a GenBank genome assembly.